AUGGCCCAAUAUUUCUCGCAGCAGCAACAGCAGCAGCAGCAACCGUACGGAGCCCAGGCCUCUGCACAGAACCUUCAGUUCUACCCUUCCUCGUACACUUCAGUUUCGGGCCAUACGACCCCUUCACAGGCAUCUUAUGGCGGCUUCGCUUCGGCCCCUAAUGCAGGCGCGCAGACAUAUCCUAUGGCAGGGGUAUCUGGUGGAUAUGGUGGCUUCGGGUCGGUGGCCGCUGGAGUAAGCGGGAGGAUGGGCGAGCAGAGUGGGUUGCGGAUGGGAUGGCUGGCUGCUUUUGGUACCGAAGGAUACGAUGGGGAACCGCCGUUGUUGGAAGAGCUGGGAGUGAAUUUCGAACAUAUCCGGACAAAGACGUUGACUGUGUUGAAUCCAUUCGCCCGGAUCGAUCAACAUCUCAUGGACGAUAGUGACCUCUAUGGAGCCCUGCUCUACAUCGUUCUCUACGGAACGUUCCUUCUCCUCUCAGGAAAAGUAUUCUACGGCUAUAUCUACGGUGUUGCGGUCUUCGGAACCAUAGCUUUGCAUUUGAUCCUCAGCCUCAUGUCCCCGGCUCUCGAUACUGUUCCCACGUCCAACGCUGCGGACCCCACGAACUACGACCCUCACCACAAACCUACCAUGUCUAACGCCUCAGCUGCCGGUCAUUUCUCUGCCACUCUCACUUUUCCUCGCUCAGCUAGUGUGCUGGGCUACUGUUUCUUGCCGCUCGUAUUGACGAGUUUGAUUGGAAUUCUCAUACCCAUGGAUACCAUGUUCGGGUACCUGUUGACAACCGCGGCGGUGGGAUGGUGUACGUAUAGUUCUUCGGGGAUGUUUUGUGCUGUGGCGCGUAUGCGGGGAAUGAGAGGCCUGGUCGCGUAUCCGCUGGCGCUAUUCUAUGUCGUUUUUGGCAUUAUGGGCAUUUUCUCUUCGCGUGGGAGUGGAACUCUGGCCGCUAAGACAGGUGCUGCGUGA
Aspergillus tanneri is the source of this 969-nucleotide messenger RNA. Its product is annotated as transporter YIP1. Bases 1 to 969 code for a protein of 322 amino acids. The record is from RefSeq and is a predicted model, not a curated record. The transcript is spliced from 2 exons. Gene Ontology annotation, cellular component: membrane; trans-Golgi network. NCBI's taxonomy places the organism in Eukaryota, Fungi, Ascomycota, Eurotiomycetes, Eurotiales, Aspergillaceae. Gene Ontology annotation, biological process: vesicle fusion with Golgi apparatus; endoplasmic reticulum to Golgi vesicle-mediated transport.